Symbiodinium sp. CCMP2456 is the source of this 2718-nucleotide messenger RNA. The record is from the annotation of a GenBank genome assembly. Lineage: Eukaryota; Dinophyceae; Suessiales; Symbiodiniaceae.
AUGAAGGCACAAGUGGCGACAUUGCAGGAGGCAGUCCUGCACGAGCUGGAGGGUGCAGUGGAGAGGCUUAAGAAGGUGCAGAAGAGCGAAGAUUCGGAGGACCUCCUCACCAAUUUCCAGCGUGCGGUCUCUGCUCAGCCAGACUCGGAAAAGGCGGAGAAGUCUGCAGAAUGGUUAGGCACCGGUUCGCAGGAUCUUCGCCCCAUACGCCGACCCGAUAAAAGGCGAUGGACAACUUCCAUGGCCGGAAUCGGUGGGGCACUGACACCCUCAUGCUUGGUGACACCACUGGAGGACGCAGACACGCCAGCAACUUCAACCGUGGUCAGUGCAGCAGCGAGUGAAGUCGCGAGCGACAACUCAGACUCGCCACCUAUGUCCCGCCGAACAUCCCUAAGGGAUGGUAGCAUGAAGCAACCUCGCAAAGCGAGCCGUAUCACCUUCGAGGGGCAGCUCCAUGCAUUGGACACGCCAGGUGAGGAGGACGAGGACCUUCAGAAGGAAGCCGGCAGUGAUACAUCGUCUAUUGGCAAGAAAAGCGACGCGUCUUCGAUGAACUGGCGUGCGGAUGCUUUGGAUGUUGGCGAAAAUCUGGCUGCUGAAGCUGCUGCGAAGAAGGGCCACAUGUCUGUCGAUUCCAUCGUGGCUUUAGUGCAAGAGGAACGAGAGCGAUGGGAAGAAGAAAGACAGGCACUCGAGCUCAGGGUGGAAGAGCUGAAGCUUGGCCAACGUUGGGACGAGGCGGUGCACAGCCCGGAUGCGGAGAAGAGGGCCCUCAAAGUCGAGCAGCAGGAGCUGCGCAAGGUCAUCAAGGCUCGCAGCAGGUUUGGUGCUUGGGUCUGCGAGAAACACAUGGUGGAGAGCGAUGACGAGGAGACCGAUGGAGAGAAGGAGGAGUUCGGAGUUCGGUUCAGAGCUCCGGCGCCAGAUGGCUUCACGCUUUGCACAGCUUCGGGCUGUGCGGAUCUUAACCGGGGGCGGGCGCGGGCAGCUGCUGGCGCUGGCAGUGCAAUUUCGAGUGAGUCGGAUGCAUCUCCAAUCCGAAGGAACACGCAUGUUUGCAACGAUGACCACAACAUGUUGGCGAUUGAAACGGUAAUUGUCCUUCCAUCGUCCUCCCGCGACCGGGCAAUUAUGGCACUAAGGAUAAUCAUAGGAUGCAUUUCCUCACACAGAACCCGGAUGGAGAAGCGACACCUGCAGAUCAUGCAGCUCUGGGUUCUCGCGGUUGAUGCCUUGGCAAACAUACAAAUGUCCUUUCAAAGAUUAUGGACUUGCCUCCAGGGCUUCAGCAAGCUGUCCAGGUCAUCGGAGUCGUCGGUCGAUGUCAGCAACAGGCAGGUCAAAGUCGGCAACGAGGACCACGUGGAAGCUCACCUGGACAAAAUGAUCAACGAGGUCCUCCAUACGGAGGUCGGAAAACUGCAAACCACCUUCAGCCAGCACUUGAGAGAGUAUGAGGUUGCUUUGUCGCAGUUUCGCCCUGAAAACGGACACGAACGCUCGUGGGCGCGUCAGGACCUGGAGCUCUUGAGGCAGCAGGUGCAGCUCAUGGAGCGACAGCGGAGGCAGCGGAACCUCGAAGUCGGCAAGCUGCGAAAGGCAAUGAGGGAAGUUCGAAAUGCUCUCUUCGUAGAAACUCCUGCUGCGGCACAGGGCCACUUGGCUGCACAGCAGCUUCUGGACGAGGUUCGAACAGAGCGUGAGCGCAGGCUCGCUGAAAAGCAUUAUUUGGAGGACCAGAUCAAGAAAUUGAAAUCGGAGGUCGAGGAGCUGGAGGAGGGUCAAGCCGCUACUCCAGCCUUUGACCACGAAAAGGAAAAGCUGAAAGCUUCUGUCAGGCAACUGAAGAUGUCGAUUGAGUCCAAAGACCGAUAUGCAUGCUGGGUCUGCAAUCGUGCGCAUGAGCGCCAAGACGAGUCUGCUGAAGGCUCCGAUGCUGGCGAGGACUCCGACAAACAUGACGAGUGUGUCAUGAUGCGCAGGCGCCUAGUAGAGAUGGAGGAGGAGAUUCGCGAGCUGACUGGCGAAGGAGGCACACGCAGCCACACAGCAUCGCACAGCUCACCGAAGACGAAGUGUCAGACCGCCAGCCAGAGCCGGUCUGUUGCUGAGCGCUUUGAUUGCCUGGCAGUAAAGUCUCGCGCAGAAAUGUCGGAUGCUCUGGAACAGAACUCUUGGAUCUCAGGCCUUCUGCCAGAUUGUCCCAUGUCCAAGUUCCACUCUUCGAUCUUCUCGGGAUCGAAUGCGUCCACCGUGGCAGAGGCAUCUGUGCAGUUCUCGGAUUCCGUCUCGGCCGUCACCUCGUUGGAAGUCCCGGAGAACGUCCCAGAGGUUGGCAACAGGUCCGUGCGCGACCGAAUCCUAACCCCGUUCGUAGCGGCCAACGUGACAGCCUCCGAGGAUCGCAGAGCACUGCUGGCACCCGUCCUGUCAACAGUCGAGGAGUUUGAAGCACAGAGCUCCCGAGAGAGGCUUCGUUCAAGCCGAGACAGGAUGCCUACACCUCAUGUAAGCUCAGAGAUGAUUGAGGAAGCUGAGACCUACGCAGCUUCUGGAAAAACAGUCCGAAUCUUCCCUGCAGCCGACAUGGAGGCCAUUCCAGCCUCCGGCAGAAGACGGCCCAGCCGGGAGAGACAAGCCACCCCUUUCGUCAAGGAGGAAGACAUGCCUCCCAACGACACGCGGACCGUCCAGUUCAGUGGUGCGGUGAGCACC